This is a messenger RNA of Closterium sp. Naga37s-1, 357 nucleotides long. The record is from the annotation of a GenBank genome assembly. NCBI's taxonomy places the organism in Eukaryota, Viridiplantae, Streptophyta, Zygnematophyceae, Desmidiales, Closteriaceae.
AUGCUCAAUGAGAUCGGCCGAAAACUUCUAUUGACAUCCUUGCUCUCCUCAACUGCUGUAGCUGCUUCUUCUGAUAUUUCGUUCCUGCGACCCCUCCACCAAAGGAGCACACCGAUCAACAGCAGCAGCAGGGAAGCCACAGCAGCCACGGCAAUGCCAGCAAUGGCUGCUGCUGACAGGCCGGCAGUCUGGGAGGUGGACGUUGCAAGCGAGGGAGGGGAUGUUGGGGAGGCAGUGAGGGGAAAUGGGGAUGCUGUUUUGCUCCCUGGAGUUGGGGAGGGGGGCGCUGGAGAGGGCAAGAGGCGGGAUGGUGAGAAAGAGGUGAAGGGGUGGGCGGGGAAGGGAUGGAGUGAGUAG